Oncorhynchus masou masou (cherry salmon) is the source of this 3852-nucleotide messenger RNA. Its product is annotated as voltage-dependent T-type calcium channel subunit alpha-1H-like. Gene Ontology annotation, biological process: calcium ion transmembrane transport; calcium ion import; positive regulation of calcium ion-dependent exocytosis. Gene Ontology annotation, cellular component: voltage-gated calcium channel complex; neuron projection; voltage-gated sodium channel complex. Gene Ontology annotation, molecular function: voltage-gated sodium channel activity; low voltage-gated calcium channel activity. The record is from RefSeq and is a predicted model, not a curated record. Lineage: Eukaryota; Metazoa; Chordata; Actinopteri; Salmoniformes; Salmonidae.
AUGUUGAACAGGACCACUGAUUGGUUGAAGGGUUUACCACGUGAACCACGAGAUGCUCUGGAUGACGGUAUCUUUGUGUUCUUUGCGGUGGAGAUGCUGGUGAAGAUGGUGGCUCUGGGUGUUCUAGGUCAGAAGGGUUACCUUGGCGACACCUGGAACAGACUGGACUUCUUCAUCGUUAUCAUCGGGAUGUUGGAGUAUUCUCUGGACGGACACAACGUCAGCCUAUCAGCCAUCAGGACUGUCAGGGUGCUCCGCCCACUACGAGCCAUCAACAGAGUACCCAGUAUGCGUAUCCUGGUGACUCUGCUCCUAGACACUCUCCCCAUGCUGGGGAACGUUCUGGCACUCUGCUUCUUUGUCUUCUUCAUCUUCGGCAUCGUGGGCGUGCAGCUGUGGGCGGGGCUACUGAGAAACAGGUGCUUCAUGGGAGAAGACUUCAAAAGGAUUUACAACGUCUCCUUCCUGACUGUGUACUAUCGUCCCGAGGAGACGGAGGACAUCCCUUUUAUCUGCUCAACCAAUCGGGAGAACGGAAUGCUGCGGUGUUCCGACGUUCCGCGCCGCCGAGUGGACGGGUCCUGGUGCAUGCUGGGGGCAGAAGGGGUAGGGGAGGGGCCUGGGGCAGAUGAACCAAUAGGAGGCGGGUGUGUGAACUGGUACCAGUAUUAUAAUGUCUGUCGGGCUGGGGAGCGAAACCCUCAUAAAGGAGCCAUCAACUUUGACAACAUCGGAUACGCCUGGAUUGCUAUCUUUCAGGUGAUAACUCUGGAAGGCUGGGUGGACAUCAUGUACUAUGUAAUGGAUGCUCACUCCUUCUACAACUUCAUCUACUUUAUAUUCCUCAUCAUCGUGGGCUCGUUCUUCAUGCUGAACCUGUGCCUGGUCGUCAUAGCGACCCAGUUCUCAGAGACAAAGCAGCGCGAGAACGCCCUGAUGAGGUCGGAGCAGCGUGCCCGUUACCUCAGCAACGCCUCCACUCUGGCUUCCUAUCAGGAGCCGGGGUCCUGCUACGAGGAGAUACUGCGCUACAUCGGACACCUGUAUCGUAAACUGACCCGCAGAGUCGCCCGGGCCGUCACACACUGCUCUACACACACACCUCGCUGUACUUGUUGGACACACUCACACCAACACACACCCAAAGGAGAGGUGAACGGACUGGCCAAUCGGCACUCGGGACACACCCAUGGCGUCUUCCAUCUUCGUCCUCCUCUUCCUCGUCCUUCUAACUGUGUGGGGGUGGAGAUGAGUAACGGGGGAGUAGGGAGGAAGGGCAGGGAGUUAAACUACCCCUCUAUCUAUCCCCACGACCUCUACGACCUGACCCCCGACCCCAACUACAUGACCUCCAGGGGGAGGGGCCACACCGUCACACUGGUGUUAGAGCACGAUAAGAAGGCAGAGCACAGGGAGUCAUUGCCGUGCCCCUACUGCGUCCACGACGACCAGCUUUGUGACAACGACCAUGCCGAUUUUGAACCUAGCAACCAGGGCCAUGGCAACCUGAGCCCUCGCCGCGUUGACAGCCUUCGGCGUGUAGAUGGACAGGCCUUGAGGCCAAUCAGAGACCUAGUUGGGUGGUGGGCGGAGCUACAGGCCAGGUUGGAGCAUGUGGUGAGCAGUAGAUACUUCAACAGAGGGAUCAUGAUCUCCAUCCUCAUCAACACUCUCAGUAUGGGGAUAGAGUUCCACCAACAGCCCCAGGAGCUGACUGACAUCCUAGAAAUCAGUAAUCUAGUGUUCACCAGUCUCUUCAGUCUGGAGAUGCUGCUGAAGCUGCUGGCCUUCGGACUCUUCGGCUAUAUCAAGAACCCGUACAACGGCUUUGACAGCGUCAUCGUCAUCAUCAGUGUCUGGGAGAUCGUUGGGCAGGCGGACGGCGGUCUGUCAGUCCUGCGUACCUUCCGUCUGCUGCGAGUCCUGAAGCUGGUCCGGUUCCUGCCCGCCCUGCGCAGACAGCUGGUGGUUCUGAUGAAGACUAUGGACAACGUAGCCACCUUCUGCAUGCUGCUCAUGCUCUUCAUCUUCAUAUUCAGUAUCCUAGGCAUGCAUCUGUUUGGCUGUAAGUUUGGUCUGAAGCUGGACAGUGGAGACACGCUACCUGACAGGAAGAACUUUGACUCGCUGCUCUGGGCUAUCGUCACUGUGUUCCAGAUCCUGACUCAGGAGGACUGGAAUCUGGUCCUGUAUAACGGCAUGGCCUCCACCUCUCCUCUCGCUGCUCUCUACUUUGUAGCUCUGAUGACGUUUGGGAACUACGUCCUCUUCAACCUGCUGGUGGCCAUCUUGGUGGAGGGCUUUCAGGCGGAGGGUGAUGCUAACAGGUCAGAGUCCGACGAUGAGAAACUGUCGACCUUAGAAGAGGAGGAGAAGAUGAAGGAGCUGUAUUCAGCAGAGUUGAAGCUCCAGGCGAUGAUGUUGACUCCUAAUGGCCUUCUGAAUCCCCGAGCCUCCAUGCCCCUCCCACCCACACAGUCACCGUGGCAACAACCGCCGCCACCAUCGCCACGGCAACGCCCGCCACUCAUCCUGCACACCUUGGCCACGCCCACAACUUGCGACAGCCAAUCACGACGGGGCAGCGCCGUCUCUAUGGAUACAAGCAACACCCUGGACCCCAGGUCGCCGUCUCCAUGGGACAGCCGGCGCGCCAGCUGGUCUUCUAUUGGCCGAGGUCCCAGCCUACAGCAGCGGAGGAGUCAAUCUAGUGAGAGAGAUUCUCUGCUGUCAGAUGGGGCGGGGUCAGAAUGGUCCAAUCCCAGCUGGGGGAGCAGGGAGGAGUCUUUCGACCUCCUGGACCAAUCAGAGUAUCUGACCGUGCCGAUGCUCCGCCCACCUGACUGUAACGGGAAGACCUUUCACCUCCCUGACGCCGGGACCCUACGUUACUAUAGUGACCACGAAGAGGAGGAGGAGGACGCUGAGGAGAGUGUGUGUUUGCGGGUGAAGCUGGUCCUGGAGCCCUAUAAGCCCCAGUGGUGUAGAGAUCAUGAGGACUGGGCUCUCUACCUGUUCUCCCCAUGCAACAGGUUUCGUCAGUGGUGUCAGAGAGUGAUAACUCACAAGAUGUUUGAUCACAUAAUCCUCCUUUUCAUCUUCCUCAACUGCAUCACCAUCGCUCUGGAGAGACCAGACAUACAGACACACAGUACAAGAGUGUUCCUCAGUGUGUCCAACCAUAUAUUCACUGUGAUCUUCAUAGCAGAGAUGACCGUUAAGGUGGUAGCCCAGGGUCUGUACUCAGGUGGAGCAGUCUAUCUGAAGAGCAGCUGGAAUGUUCUGGAUGGACUGUUGGUGUUUGUAUCUCUGCUGGACAUUCUGGUUUCCAUAGCAUCCGCCGGCGGUAACCGUACUGGAAUCCUCAGAGUGCUGCGACUCCUGCGCACCCUUCGACCCCUCAGGGUGAUCAGUCGAGCCCCAGGUCUGAAGCUGGUAGUAGAGACUCUGAUCACGUCUCUGAGACCCAUCGGAAACAUCGUCCUCAUCUGCUGCGGCUUCUUCAUCGUGUUUGGAAUACUGGGAGUACAGCUUUUCAAGGGUAAGUUCUUCCACUGCGAGGGGGCGGACGUGAGGAACGUGACCAAUAGGACUGACUGUCUCCCGUGCCGGCUACCGUGGACACGACGCAAAUACAACUUCGAUAACCUGGGACAGGUAGAGUACAAACACACGUUACAUCACACACCUGAGGGGUCGAAGGGUGCGCAGGAGUCGCAGCACUCUGAGGAUUCCGAGGAUACGGUUACCGCCGGCGGAUGCUAUGGAAACCAGAAUGUCCAGCAGAGAUACAAACACCAACAGUCCAUCCAGAACAUUCCAGCUGCUCUUCAGAUAGACUGCUUCACCUGA